AUGCUUGCCGCGGAAAAGCUUCUCCUUGCGAACCAGUCACCGGUUUCCGUCAUAGAAUCAUGCAAAUCCAUCAAAGAAGCACUCCAGGUUCACGCCCAAAUCAUCCUCAAUGGCUUCACCCGCCACAACUUUAUCCUCAGCAGACUCAUCUCCUUCUUCGCCCUCUCGGGUUCUCCAGAGGGCCUUCACCAUUCUCGACUUCUAUUCUCCCAGAUCGAUCGACCCAACAUCUUCAUUUGGAACACCAUGAUCAGGGGUUACUCUCGCAACGAUUCCCCUAGCGAAGCUAUCCUUCUCUACAAGUCCAUGAUGGUCAGGGGCCUCGUUUUUCCCAAUAACUUCACUUUUCCUUUUCUAAUAAACUCUUGUGCUAGGCUGCACACCACUCAUUCUGGGGAGGAGAUUCAUUGUCACGUAAUCAAGUGUGGGUUCGACUCAGAUCUCUUUAUUUCUAAUUCUUUCAUGGGUUUUUAUUCUGUUUUUGGAGACAUACAGAGUGCCCGGAUCUUGUUCGACCUAUGUCCCCACAGAGAUCUUGUCUCGUUUAAUACCAUGAUCAGUGGAUGCGCCCGUGGUGGUCAACCUAUUGAUGCUUUGCGGCUUUUUGGGGAGAUGAUUGUUUCGGGUAUGGAGCCUGAUGACUUCACUGUUGUUGCUCUAUUAUCUGCUUGUUCGGCCUUGAGUGAGCCAAAGCUUGGGAAACAAAUUCACUGCCUAGUGCGCAAGAAAUCCAUUCUCUAUGAUUCUAAUGAUUUGUUGACCGGUGCUCUGGUCGAUAUGUAUGCCAAAUGUGGGAUAAUGGACAUGGCAGCUCGGGUUUUUAAUGAAAUGGGAACCCGCAAGUCUACUGUGGCCUGGAGUUCCAUGGUAUUGGGAUAUGCCAGAUGUGGACAGAUUGUGAUUGCUCGUCAACUGUUUGACCAGAUGGAUGAAAGAGAUUUGGUCUCUUGGACAGCCAUGAUCAGUGGUUACUCUCAAACAGGGAAGUACAAUGAGGCGUUGCAACUUUUUGUAGAUAUGGAAGGUAUGGGCAUGAAGCCAGAUGAAGUUACUCUUGUUACUGUUCUUUCAGUCUGUGCUCGGUUGGGUGCUCUGGAUAGUGGCAAAAGGCUUCACUACCAAUAUGUACAAGAUGGAUCGUUUAAUCAUAACGUCAUUCUCACUACAGCUAUCAUAGACAUGUAUGCCAAAUGUGGAAGCAUAGAGACUGCACUUGAUAUUUUCCAUAGAGUUCCAGAUAAAUCAAAGACUAUCUUCCUCUUCAAUUCCAUGAUCUCUGGUCUUGCUCAACAUGGGCUUGGUAAGACUGCAAUUACUAUUCUUAGAGAAAUGGAGUCUGUAGGUCUUAAACCAGAUGAUGUUACUUUUGUUGGGCUUCUAUGUGCUUGUAGUCAUGGAGGCCUAAUCCCAGAGGGCAAGAAACUGUUUGAUUACAUGCUUAAGGAAUAUGGAAUUGAACCACAAAUUGAGCACUAUGGUUGCAUGGUUGAUCUUCUUGGGAGAGGUGGGCAUUUGAAUGAGGCCCAUGACUUUAUUCAGAGAAUGCCAUUUGAGGCAAACAGUGUAAUGUGGAGAGCUCUACUGGGUGCUUGCAGAAUCCAUGGAAAUAUUGCAAUAGGUGAUAUUGCAGGCAAGAAACUCUUAGAAUUGGAACCUCAUCAUGGGGCCCGAUAUGUUCUGUUAUCUAAUCUUUUUGCUGAUGUCAACCAAUGGGAAGAAGCAGGAAGAAUGAGGAAACUGAUGGAAGAAAGGGAUAUCCAGAAGCCACCAGGGUGGAGUUAUGUUGAGUUCAAUGGCACUAUACACAAGUUUUUAGCAGGUGAUAAAUCACACCCGCGUGCCAAAGAGAUUGAGUUAAUGCUUGGGGACAUGGCUAGGCGACUGAAAUCAGUUGGGUAUGUCCCCAAUACAACCCAUGUUCUGUUUGAUAUAGAUGAGGAAGAGAAAGAGACUGUUGUUUCUUAUCACAGUGAGAAGUUGGCUCUGGCAUUUGGGCUUAUCAGUUUCAGUGCAGGGGUUACUAUACAUAUAGUGAAGAACCUUAGAAUCUGUGGAGACUGCCACGCAGCAUUUAAGCUUCUCUCUAAGAUUUUUCUUCGAGAAAUAGUAGUGAGGGACACAGUCAGGUUCCACCAUUUUAAGCAUGGAUCAUGCUCUUGUAUGGAUUACUGGUGAGUGGAUUUAAACAAGUUCUACAUGAAAGGUGAGAAUGAGAUCACAGAUUCUUAU
Molecule: messenger RNA, 2229 nt
Organism: Telopea speciosissima
Lineage: Eukaryota; Viridiplantae; Streptophyta; Magnoliopsida; Proteales; Proteaceae
Product: pentatricopeptide repeat-containing protein At2g29760, chloroplastic-like
Exons: 1
Coding region: 1-2175 (724 amino acids)
Biological process (GO): RNA modification
Molecular function (GO): RNA binding; protein binding; zinc ion binding
Source: RefSeq, a predicted model, not a curated record